AUAACUCUAUUGAAAUCUCUGUAGUUGUUGUUCACAUACACAUGAAUAUCCAACCUAUGGGCAUUUCCUCCAACCUAUGGGUAUUUCCUCCAACCUAUGGACAUUUCCUCCAAUCUAUGGGCAUUUCCUCCAAUCUAUGGGCAUUUCCUCCAACCUAUGGACAUUUCCUCCAAUCUAUGGGCAUUUCCUCCAACCUAUGGGUAUUUCCUCCAACCUAUGGACAUUUCCUCCAAUCUAUGGGCAUUUCCUCCAACCUAUGGACAUUUCCUCCAAUCUAUGGGCAUUUCCUCCAACCUAUGGGCAUUUCCUCCACCCUGCUCUCCAUGCUCCUGAUGCAGGUCAGCCGCCAACAAUAUAUAUAAACUACGGUGACGUCACAAACAUGCCCAGUGAAACCGAAGUCUAUGGAUAUGGCACUCUUGCCAAUCUGAUAUGCUGCCUCUGCUCCUUGGCGGGUGCGUUUACUAUUCCUUUCGCUAAAAGACAUAAAACCGCCUACAAUGUCGUCCUGUCUGUCUUUAUGGGUCUGGCCGUCGGCGCCCUGGCCAGUGACGCCAUCCUUCAUCUAGUUCCCGAGGCACUUGGUCUCCACCACCAUGGUCCUUCGCCAUUAUCAAACGACAGUCACUCCAGGUCACAUGACUCACAUCAUCACCGGAAGAGGGACACACAUCAACCAGAGGACUCGCAUCACCAUCACCAUGGCAAUCAUGUCAACCAUGACCAUGAUCAUCCGGAAGACAAGCACACUCAUGUGGAUCCUGACGCCCGCCAUAUAGAGAAAGAAAUUCACGUGGAACCGUACGUGUGGUACUGUAUGGUCAUUCUCCUCGGUACAUACAUAUUUUACCUUGUUGAAAUGGCAAUGGUGCAUGUUCAGAGGAAAUCGGAAGGUGGCCAAACUCCCGUAAUUCUGACAUCCUUCAACAACCAGCCAGUAGACGCCAUAAUCAAAGAUGGUGAAGAACUGAGAACUUCAAGAGAAAAAAACGCCAUUUCGCCGCUCGUGGUGAUGAUCGUUGUAGGAGAUGCUCUUCACAACUUUACAGAUGGACUAGCUAUCGCGGCUUCAUUUUCCGCCAGUUUAUUAGAGGGCAUCGCCAUCACUAUAGCAAUACUCUGUCACGAACUUCCUCAGGAAUUAGGUGACUUUGCAAUUUUGAUCAACGAAGGAUUAUCCUUUAAGAGGGCGUUGAUCGCCAACCUUUUCUCGUCCCUCACGGCCUUCAUUGGAUUCUACAUUGGAGUCCCAAUAUCCUCACAUUUUGGGGCGGGACCAUGGAUCUUCUCCAUUACAGCGGGGAUGUUUAUAUACAUCGCAUUAGUCGAUAUGCUCCCUUCGCUGAUAAAGAAUGGGUCUACGAACACCAGAACCUUUGUCUACCACAACAUUGGAAUCCUCUUUGGCGCUCUAGUUAUCAUAUUAUUAUCAGUAUUUGAGAGUAAAAUUGAAAUAGGUCAUUAAUAUUGAUUUCAUUUUAAUUUUGAUUUUUUAUAUUAACCCCGGUAUUUUGAUAGAAAAAAAGGGUUUGUUAUGUUUUGUUUUUACAUUGUAUUUUUAUGUUAAUUUUCCUUUUGAUUUUUUGAAUAUCAAUAUUUUGAGAUAUUUUUGGUAGUCGGGACAAUGUAAGCGUUCAUUACAGAGAAACAUCACAGAAACAUUUUCCACGUUUGUUUUAUAGUUAAUUUGAUGGGGUUUCAUAUUGCUAGCUUUGGUGGAUUUUUUUUCCAGCAUAUUAUGUUAUGUGUACGGUAGAUAUGUUUUGGAUCAUUUCAAUAUUCAUAUCUUAUAAAUGUACGCAUUCAAAACAUAGCUUACUUUCGAGCGUAUCAUUAGAUUUUGGCUGUUUUCAAUGUGGGUUUUUUUUUUCAAGACACAACAAAUUGUUUGACCUGAAAUUGUUGAUCACGUGCAUAUUGAUAUCUCUUAAUUCGGUCAUGAAUAAUGACUUUAAAUUUGGAGGAUUUCGUCAAGUAGCAUUACUAAGCCAUAGUUGCGUUUUGAAAUGUUUGUUACAAAACACAAAUGACACACACACAUAUAUAUAUGUAUAUAUAUAUACUAUGUAUAUGCUUAUUGGUGCUUACAACAAUAUUGAGAUAUGUUGGUUCUGUCUGUUAUAUAUUGUUUACAAUAUUGCUUCGGUGCGUAAUAAUGCAUGUUAAAUUAAAAACCAUGGAAAAAAAACAACUUUUCAUACAAGCGCAAUAAAACACAAACAAGUUA
Molecule: messenger RNA, 2227 nt
Organism: Ostrea edulis (European flat oyster)
Lineage: Eukaryota; Metazoa; Mollusca; Bivalvia; Ostreida; Ostreidae
Product: zinc transporter ZIP4-like
Exons: 10
Coding region: 77-1465 (462 amino acids)
Biological process (GO): intracellular zinc ion homeostasis; zinc ion import across plasma membrane
Cellular component (GO): membrane
Molecular function (GO): zinc ion transmembrane transporter activity
Source: RefSeq, a predicted model, not a curated record